Tuber melanosporum (Perigord truffle) is the source of this 851-nucleotide messenger RNA. RefSeq lists its product as uncharacterized. NCBI's taxonomy places the organism in Eukaryota, Fungi, Ascomycota, Pezizomycetes, Pezizales, Tuberaceae. Gene Ontology annotation, biological process: regulation of DNA-templated transcription. Bases 1 to 582 code for a protein of 193 amino acids. The transcript has 2 exons. Gene Ontology annotation, cellular component: nucleus. The record is from RefSeq and is a predicted model, not a curated record. Gene Ontology annotation, molecular function: DNA-binding transcription factor activity, RNA polymerase II-specific; RNA polymerase II cis-regulatory region sequence-specific DNA binding.
AUGCCUCCCAAGCAGAAGGAUACACUCCCUCCUCCACCCCCCUCACCCUCGACGAAACGGCCCCUGUCGGAUGUAGCGCAGACGUCACCGGCCAAAAAACAGAGCAAAUGGAGCGCAGAUGAGGAUGCCAAAAUCAUUGACCUGAGGGGCAGAGGCCACAAAUGGGAGGAUAUUAGCCGGGAGCUUCCAGGACGCUCGGCAAUUUCCUGUCGUUUGCAUUACCAGAACUACCUCGAGAGGAGACCGGAAUGGGACGAGGAGCGCAAGGACAGGCUUGCCCGCUUGUAUGAGAGGUUCAAGGCAGAUAUGUGGGCCCUGGUAGCCAGAGAGAUGGAGAUCCCCUGGAGAGCUGCUGAGGCCAUGCAUUGGCAACUUGGAGAACGGGAAAUGGCUCGUCGGGCUGGCGUCGUUCCCUUCUCCCUCAGCAACAUCGCCCUCGACGCUCAGCCAAAGAGAACUGGUAACGUGGGAACGACCGGACGUAAGGGCCAGAAUUCCGGGAGCACGAAUAACUCCGCUACCGGGCCGUCGGCACCCCCAACGGAGGCGGGCUCCGCACCAGAGAGCCAGGGUGCUGCGUGAUAAUAAUAAUAAUAAUUUCCGGAUGACGCUGGCCGCACGGUAACGGCAAUGCGUGGGGAUAAUGGUGAGUUCAUUCGGGAGUCUCCGGUGGGUGUUUUUCUUCUUUCUUUUGGAAAUAUUCUGUUGCACUAGAUUGUUCUCAUUUUCGGUUCUCCCGGUUUCUUGCGUUCCCUUAUUUUGAUUCUCUUUUCCAUCCCUGCUAGAUUGUUUCUUGAAAUAGGGUCAUAAUGGUCUGACUUGGUUCUUUCUUUCUUCAUUGGUUCUCUUUC